AUGUCUGCCUCACUCCCUGGUCCCCGUGACCUGCCCGUCUCUCAAUAUGACUUGAAGUCCUACUGGGGCCGUGUUCGCCAUGCUGCAGACAUCUCCGAUCCUCGGACGCUGCUCGUUUCGCCCGCGGGCCUGGAGCAAGCGAAGAGUUUGAUCGCUUCGUAUAAGCAGAAUAAGAUCCCCCUUAUGACUCCGGAAUUGUGGAAGGCGAAGAAGGUGGUCGACUCGACGCUGCACCCUGAUACUGGCGAACCGGUUAUGCUCCCCUUCCGCAUGUCUGCUUACGUCCUUACCAACUUGGUCGUGACGGCGGGCAUGCUUACCCCGGGUCUGGGAACAACCGGUACCCUCCUCUGGCAAAUCGGCAAUCAAUCCCUCAACGUCGCCAUCAACAAUGCCAACGCCAACAAAUCCACCCCACUCUCCACCUCCCAAAUCGCCAAAUCCUACCUCAUGGCCGUCUCCGCCUCCUGCUCCGUCGCUCUGGGUCUGAAUGCCCUCGUGCCCCGUCUGAAGAGCAUCUCCCCCAACACCCGCCUCAUCCUCUCCCGUCUCGUCCCCUUCGCCGCCGUCGCCAGUGCCUCGGCCCUAAACGUCUUCCUCAUGCGCGGCGAGGAAAUCCGCCGCGGCAUCGACGUUUACCCCGUUCUCUCGGACGCGGAUCGCGCUAAGCGCGAAGCCCUCGGCGACGACGCCGAACCUCUCCAAAGUCUGGGCAAGAGUAAGAAGGCUGCUACCCUCGCUGUCGGCGAGACUGCCAUCUCCCGUGUCCUCAAUGCAACCCCGAUCAUGGUCCUGCCCCCUCUGAUCCUGGUCCGUCUCGAGAAGACUGCCUGGAUGAAGGCGAACCCGCGCAUGGUUCUCCCCGUGAACCUGGGUCUUGUCCUGACGACUUCGUUGUUCGCUUUGCCGUUGGCGUUGGCCGCGUUCCCGCAGCGUCAGGCUAUUAGUGCUGCUUCGCUGGAGGAGGAGUUCCAUGGUCGGGGUGGAUUUGAGGGGAUGGUUGAGUUUAACCGCGGCAUGUAA
Messenger RNA from Penicillium cataractarum, 1023 nucleotides. RefSeq names its product sideroflexin family transporter. Gene Ontology annotation, biological process: mitochondrial transmembrane transport; monoatomic ion transport. NCBI's taxonomy places the organism in Eukaryota, Fungi, Ascomycota, Eurotiomycetes, Eurotiales, Aspergillaceae. The transcript is spliced from 4 exons. Bases 1 to 1023 code for a protein of 340 amino acids. The record is from RefSeq and is a predicted model, not a curated record. Gene Ontology annotation, cellular component: mitochondrial inner membrane. Gene Ontology annotation, molecular function: monoatomic ion transmembrane transporter activity.